AGGGAAUGAGCGUGCCGAGGAUAAUGAUGAUGAUGAUUAUGAUUAUGGCCGACGAAACGACUCGAGCCCGGCGGAGAGCGCGUGGCCUUGGCUGCUUGUCAUGGGACACGCAUGCUUACUCCAGGUAUCUGCCUCUUUUACUCUCUAUCUCAUUUCCUCUCUCCCUGUUUUUCUUGUCUCCCUGCCCAAUCCUCUGACGGACAACACACAUGCUCACUUACCCACCUGCGCAGCCUCGCAUCCCCAACAGCUCCCAAUCCACCACCACCGCCUCGCCACAUCACCGAGCCCUCAUCCUCUUCCCCUCUCUCACCUCAGAAGAAGACAGAACAAGAACAAACCCGUAACCCACAAUCCCAUCCAUUCGCGCCUCCCGUAUCAGUGACUCACUCCAAAUCACUCACUCACUGAACACACCGCUCCCAUCCAUCCACUCAACCGCU
Aplosporella prunicola CBS 121167 is the source of this 443-nucleotide messenger RNA. RefSeq lists its product as uncharacterized. The coding region runs from base 112 to 411 and encodes 99 amino acids. The record is from RefSeq and is a predicted model, not a curated record. The transcript has a single exon. Lineage: Eukaryota; Fungi; Ascomycota; Dothideomycetes; Botryosphaeriales; Aplosporellaceae.